UAUUGGAUUUAAAGCGGGAAAGGGAAGCUUUGUGGAACUGUGGUCUGAAAAGUUUCCUACAGCUGGCUUAACAGUUGUAAAACCUCCCACAAAUGGAUAGUUUGUGCCAGCAAACUUGCUCACGUCGCUCGUGUACCGUUUAUUAAUGUUAGCUUACGAAAUAAUGUAACGUAAAGUUAGCAAAGCAGUUAACUGACAAAGCUGUGUGCACCGGAGGAAACGAAACAGUAACGUCACACGGACUUCCUGGGUCAUGUUGACUUGAGACAAGAGGGCAGUAAAAACAUUUUUCUCCUCAAUGAAAGAAAAUAAAAUGAAGCCGAAACGCAUCCAGAGGCACACAGGCCCCAAUUGGCAAGGGAAAUGUGUCACUACUGGUGACAAGGCAGCGCUGAGCCAAGCUAAGCCAACAUGUGUGUCCUCUCCUGCUCAAGUCAGACCUUUUGCUGGGAAGGUGUUUUACUUGGAUCUGCCAUCAAACAGAGUAGCAGAGACGUUGGAGAGUGACAUCAAAGACCUGGGAGGGACUGUUGAGAAGUUCUUCAGUAAGGAAAUUAAGUAUCUGGUAUCCAACAAAAGGGAGGCACGAUACGUUCAGUGCCUGAGGCAGGACUCUCCUGUGCCCAGCCCGGACUCUGGACCGAGUUCACCUCACCCUCGAUCAAACCAGCACCGACCCAGCAGCCAUGGGGACAACGUCAAAAGCAGGUCUCAGGGCCAAACAGACACAUGUGUUUCAAGCCGAGGGAAGGCUUUGUUGGAGAGAGUGGUGAAAGGGCAGGAGAGGGUGAAAAUGAACAAGAUCCUGUCGAAUGCUCUGGAGUGGGGUGUGAAAAUCCUCUACAUAGACGAUAUUAUAGCAUAUGUACAGAAGAAAAAAAAGAUCUUCAGCAGCCAGUGUCCUGCUGUCACUGCUGUGAAAACAAGUGUCAAAGCUGAGUCAGCAGCAAAGCAAGGCUUUCAGAAAUGCAAAGGGGGGCGCAUCACUAAACCGUUCAUCAAGGUUGAGGAUUCAAGCAGACACUACCGUCCAAUCUACCUCACUAUGCCAAACAUGCCUGAGUUCAACCUGAAGACUGCCCCUCCCUGUACGCCCUUCUGUGUUGAGGACAAACAUCCAACAGGGAACAAACAGCCAGUACACAGAGGUGCGAAAGCCUCAGCCAGUGAAGAGCGAGCACACGGCAGAAAGAAGAACAGAGACAAGAAACGAGGCGGCUACUGCGAGUGCUGUAUGAUCAAAUAUGAGAACGUCACAAUGCAUCUUAAAAGUGAACGUCACAAAGCUUUCUCCAAGAGUGAUGAAUACCUGGUGGUUGACCAACUGGUUUCAACUCUGCACUGCAACUUCAUUCACAUCAGAACUCAAGUUAAAAGACCAAAGUGCAGUGUUUCCUCUGUUCUCAUUGCCCCGGGACCAUGUGGGAAAACUGAGCUAAGGCACAAGGGAGAUCUCGAUACCACAGAGAUUAUUAAAGAAGAGCAGCACUGGACUAUCGAUGGGCACGAGGGAUCUUAUUCAGGACACACUUUAAAAACCAGAUCAGUUACUGGUUCUGCUCCUCUGUUUGACAGAGAGGGGGAGAGGAGGAGCUGGUACACUCACACAGACAGAUCCAAGCACAGAUCUCUUGCACGUAAACGGCCGUGCAGACAGAAUUCUUUGACUUCUUGCCCUCAAAAGACUGAGCAGGCUGAAAUUCUUCAGCCCGUGAUGGAAACAGCCCCCUCUGGAGGUGAAUGUCCUCCCUCUAUUCCCACCAGGGUUACUCAGGUCAAAGAGGAGGACCAAACAGUUACUCAAGACAUUAACAACUCAUCUUCUCAUCUCCAAGACAUGAACGUACAGAAUGAAACCUCCUUAAAAUGCCUUAAUGUUGUAACCAAUCAAAAAGAGGAGUCUGAGAAGAAACAGGAUUCCUCAGUGCAUGAGGCUGUUCAGGACGGAAACACAUUGCCUGACAAAAUGACUGAAAACAACCUCUCAGCAAAGGAAGAAGUGAGCCUUCCCUCACAAAGCUUCUCCCCGGUCCGGAAAAUACGGAGGAGGGUGAGAGUUUAUAAGCGCAAAAGACGGAAAGUGGACACACGCGUUGAGAGUGUGAAGCCAAGUGACACUCCCAACAGCUCUUUGCUGAGACUUUUGGAGAUUUUCCAGUCAAGUGAUGACAUGGACGUGGAAUUUCUGGGGUUUGAGGACAAGGAAGGAACAAAUGAAGUGAGGGGAUAAACUGGUCUGUUAUUGAAUAUUUCUAUACUUGAACCACACCACAUUCUGAGCCAUGGAUUAUACACGCCACUAGAUUUCUCUUCUCUUCAGAAACAUCAAUUUAAAAAUGGCAGUGAUCUACACUCACUUAUUUUCUUUCAGGGCUGAAAAAAUCCCUUUUUCCCCCCAUUUAUUUUGUUUCACAUCAAAUGAAAUGCAGCUGCUGAUGUGCUGCAGCAUUUUGUUCACAGCAUUUUCAUGGCAGAAGUUAAAAGAGGUAAACCAGCAUACAGUGACAUUUAUAGUUCUCUUAAUAGUGGCUUUAAAAUGACAUUUUGCACAUUUUAUUGUACUGCGAAAAUUGGUUGACAAUACAUUGAUUUGGUGUAGAGUUAAAAGAAUAUUUCACCCUCAAAAUGAUAAUUUGUUUAUCAAUAACUCACUGCGUGUUACCUUGAAUUUGUGAAGAGACCUUUAUCUUUUUCACAUGCCUCCACAGUGAACGGAGAAUCCCAAAAAAGACGAACAUUCUUCCCGAAUUGAAGUCUUUGGGGACAGCAAAACCAAAUCAAAACAUCUUUUCACAAACUCUCACACAACUCGUGCAGUAUAACUCAAGUUUUGUUUAUCCAGUCGUAUUGUCACUACUUCCCAAACACGUGCAUUUUCGCUAAAAGGAUGAUAUGAUAUGAUUUAAAACACGUCAUGGUCUCAUGCAUGGUCAAGAGGAAUGCCUGGCCAUGCCCCUUGCAUUUGAAAUCUACUCAUAUGCACACUCAUGCUCAGGCGCGUCCUGCUUCUCGUAGGCGGAAGUGUUUGUAUCGUGAUGUUUCAAUGAAAAUGCAUGUGUUUAGGAAGCAUAAAACUGAAUGAAAGAGACCUGGCUUAUACUGCGCAAGUUGUGUGACCUUUUUGCAAACGGAUGUUUUGAUUUAAGUUUUGCUGUUGAUAAACCCAGUCCCCAACGACUUCAAUUCAUGAAGAAGGUUCGUACUUUUUGGAUUCUCCGUUCAGCAUGGAGGCGUGUGAGAUAAACAGUGUUCUUCACAAAUUCAACAUAACAUGCAAUGAGUAGUUGAUAUACAAAUGGUUAUUUUACAGGCUUUUCAAAGUGGACUGGAAAUUGAAGAAAUGUUUGAAACUAAUAUUCCCAUGACAAAAUUUGUCGUAAAUGUGCAAAAUUAAGUGACGCCUUGAUAUCAAGUUGCAGCCCUUUUCCUGCACAUCUUGCAUAUAGUUAAAUGUUUCUGUUACUGUCUAAUCUUAAUCUCCUUUGUGAUGGGUCCAUACAUACUUAGUAAGAGAAAAACAAUAAUAGCUAAUUGCUUUUACCCAUUAUUCAACUUAUUAGCCUACUAUGUGAAGACAAAAUAGAUUUAAUAAUGUUGGGCACAUUCAUUGUAGACUGAUACAUCCACUAUUUGUCCACAUUGUCUAAGUGGCCUCACUCUUGAAAUCAUCCUACUUUUUUCUUCAGUUUUACACUGAAGAUUUGUGAGUAUGUUAUUUUUUGGAAAUUGCUAUAAUAAGAAUGAAUGCAAAGUUCUGCCUCUAAACUUUAACACAGUCGUUUAUACAUAAUUUUACAUGGAGAAAUAUCAUCUAGAUGCCAUGAACUGUAAGAAAAUGCCCCCUGAAGGUGACACUGAUCUGCAGAGGAAAAACCCAACAACUUGAAGCCCCAUCACUAAGUUUUAAAGGAGCCUUAUUUUAGACAGGGAACAGUAAUUUGUAUGAAAUGAAUUUUUAAACAAUGUCAAAAAUAUGAAAUCAUUUAUGGCCACUUCAAAAUCUAUUAAAUCUUAAUGUGUGAAUUAAUUUUCUCAGAAGUGUUUAUUUUCCAAGUUUGCAGCCGUUUCCUCUGAAUACUGAUCAGGGAAGAGGAGCAUAUUGAAAAAAGGCAGCUUUAGUUGUAAUGUUUUAUACCAUAAUAUGGAGAAAGACUCAAUCUUUCCAUAGCACAGGGAGCUGAUUGUAUGUGUGAAAUAAAUGGUUGCAUAUGUACUUCUCUGUGAAUAACCCGCAGGUUGGAUGUGUGGUACUUGACAUCAUAAAUAACAUUUUAGGAUUCUUCCUAAGUGCACUUUUCAUGACCUGCCUUCAUGUGCUUUUUCUGAUGCAUUAGUUCAGCUUCUCCUUUUUUUCCCCUGCAUUUAGUGCAUUAGCAUAGUGCCCUUGUUCUCCCUCGCUGCUCUCAAAUGGAUGCAGUGGGUCGAACAGGAGUCUCUGUGCCACUGGCAUUAAGAAAAAGCAACCGAGCAACAGUAUGUUCUGAGGUACAAGCACAGCUGCAAACAAGCUGUCAAAGGAAACACUGAAUGCAGACAUUAUCGUCAUUAUUUUCUCGUCUCAGACAGACGAUAACCUGCUGCCACUACUUUUAUAAUCAUAGUGCACAAACUGUACCUGCCUCGUACGAUUGAAUACCACGCAUUAGGAGUCCAGCCAUUACCUGUACCUGCUCUGCAGGGUAAUAGACAACCACUCACUCAGAUGUACACACCAUAAGUAUAAAUUUAGAGUCUUAAGUACUUGCACAUCUUUAAACAUAUAAUAUUACAUCUUUCUGUUGCAAGGGGUCUUUUAAUCAAAACAAUAACAGAUGAUGCAAUGCCAUCAUUGCAGACGGUUUCACCCGGUUAGGUUUCCCUCUGCGUUCAUUGUUCAGGAGGUUUUUUACCAGGAGCUGAAUUAUCCAAAAACACUUAAUAAAGCAGUUUCAAGUUAAAAAUCA
Molecule: messenger RNA, 4943 nt
Organism: Epinephelus moara (kelp grouper)
Lineage: Eukaryota; Metazoa; Chordata; Actinopteri; Perciformes; Serranidae
Gene: dbf4
Product: DBF4 zinc finger
Exons: 13
Coding region: 299-2230 (643 amino acids)
Biological process (GO): positive regulation of nuclear cell cycle DNA replication; regulation of cell cycle phase transition
Cellular component (GO): Dbf4-dependent protein kinase complex; nucleus
Molecular function (GO): zinc ion binding; protein serine/threonine kinase activator activity; nucleic acid binding
Source: RefSeq, a predicted model, not a curated record